Messenger RNA from Nylanderia fulva, 2427 nucleotides. RefSeq names its product Protein C kinase 53E (gene Pkc53E). Lineage: Eukaryota; Metazoa; Arthropoda; Insecta; Hymenoptera; Formicidae. The record is from RefSeq and is a predicted model, not a curated record. Gene Ontology annotation, biological process: protein phosphorylation. Gene Ontology annotation, molecular function: ATP binding; zinc ion binding; diacylglycerol-dependent serine/threonine kinase activity.
CGUCGCGCGCGCGAGACAUACCGUCGUCGGUCGGUGCGCCGUGUGACAGCUUUCGCGCGCGGUCCUCUCUCCGUGCGAGUUCGAUCGUCGUCGUCGUCAACAACAACUCGGGGAAUCGCGGCAGCCGAGUGUCGCCGAGAGGAGACGCAGAACCGCGAUCUUGAAGGUCUCUCUCUUUCUCGAGGAGAGGCCGGCGUCCCUGACGACGAGCUUCUCGCGUGUAGCUCAUCAUCCGGACAUCGUCGAUUGAUCGUCGAUCAGCAGCAGCAGCAACAGCAGCAUCACCAUGGCGGACGACGACACGUGCGAGGACUCCCUCGGGACCGGCGACAACAACACCUACUUCGCCAAGAAGCUGCGGGGCCGGAAGGGAGCCCUGAAGAAGAAAAAUGUCUACAUGGUCAAAGAUCACAGCUUCAUGCCAAGGUUCUUCAAGCAGCCCACCUUCUGCAGCCACUGCAAGGACUUCAUAUGGGGCUUCGGGAAACAGGGAUAUCAGUGCCAAGUAUGUAGUUUCGUCGUUCACAAGCGAUGUCACGAAUACGUGACCUUCACGUGUCCUGGAGCUGACAAAGGAGCCGACUCGGACGACACGCGGACGAAGCACCAUUUCAAGCAACACACCUACAACAGCCCCACCUUCUGUGACCACUGCGGUAGUCUUCUCUAUGGUGUCAUCCACCAGGGCAUGAAGUGCCAAGCAUGCGACAUGAACGUACACAAGAGGUGCGAGGAGAGCGUGCCGAAUUUAUGCGGAUGCGAUCACACCGAAAGACGUGGUCGUAUACACCUGCACAUCACGUGUUCCGGUAGCAAGCUCAGCAUAGAGGUGCGAGAAGGACGAAAUCUUAUUCCGAUGGAUCCGAACGGGCUAUCGGAUCCUUACGUUAAGCUGAAGUUAAUCCCGGACUCGGACAACGUGAAGAAGAAAACAAAGACAAUCAAGUCGAACUUAAAUCCAGAAUGGAACGAGACAAUCAGCUUCGACAUGAAACCGGAGGAUAAAGAUAGGCGGCUGUUAAUCGAGGUAUGGGAUUGGGAUCGAACGUCCAGGAACGAUUUUAUGGGAUCCCUAUCUUUUGGCAUAUCGGAACUUAUCAAAGCGCCUGCGAGUGGUUGGUUCAAGCUCCUAACUCAAGAGGAGGGUGAGUUCUACAAUGUACCUGUUCCUGAGGAAGGCGUCGACCUCGCCGAGCUUAAAACCAAAAUGCGGAAAACUUCGGUGACGAAGAAGACACAUGCAACCCAGGAUAAAGAUGUUCCGCACAAUAUGGGCAAGAGCGAUCUGAUACGAGCCAGCGACUUUAAUUUCUUAAUGGUACUCGGCAAAGGCAGCUUUGGCAAGGUCUUGCUGGCGGAGAGAAAGGGAACCGACGAGCUGUACGCCAUCAAAAUUUUGAAGAAGGACAUCAUUAUUCAGGACGACGAUGUGGAAUGUACGAUGGUGGAGAAACGUGUACUCGCGCUCUCGAGUAAACCACCCUUCCUCGUGCAAUUGCAUUCUUGCUUUCAAACAAUGGAUCGACUAUACUUCGUAAUGGAAUACGUGAACGGCGGCGAUCUGAUGUACCAAAUACAGCAGUGUGGCAAAUUUAAAGAACCGGUGGCAGUAUUCUACUCGUCUGAGAUAGCGAUCGGCUUGUUCUACUUGCACUCGCGCGGCAUCGUCUACCGUGAUCUCAAGCUCGACAACGUUUUGCUGGAUCAGGACGGCCACAUAAAAAUUGCCGACUUUGGCAUGUGCAAGGAAGGCAUCUCCGGCGAUAAAACUACCAAGACCUUUUGCGGCACGCCCGAUUACAUAGCACCGGAGAUUAUCCUAUAUCAACCUUAUGGUAAAUCCGUGGAUUGGUGGGCUUACGGUGUAUUGCUCUACGAAAUGCUAGUGGGUCAGCCACCGUUCGAUGGCGAGGACGAGGACGAACUUUUCUCCGCUAUUACGGACCAUAAUGUCAGUUAUCCGAAGAGUCUAUCCAAAGAGGCCAAAGAAGUUUGUAAAGCGUUUCUAACAAAGAACCCAAGCAAGAGAUUAGGAUGUGGAGUGCGCGGCGAGGAUGACGUGCGGAGCCACGCAUUCUUCCGGCGUAUCGACUGGGAAAAGAUAGAGAAUCGCGAGGUGCAGCCACCGUUCAAGCCAAAGAUUCAACAUCGUAAAGACGUGAGUAACUUCGACAAGCAAUUCACCUCGGAGAAGGUAGAACUAACUCCCACGGAUAAGCUGUUCAUGAUGAACUUGGACCAGACGGAAUUUAUGGGUUUCUCGUAUCUCAAUCCAGAGUUUGUGCAACACAUUUAAGCGGAAUAUUUUAUCUCAGGCUCGUAUCUAUCCUUCACACUUCAUUCCUCGUCGUUCAUCUUUCUCUUUGUCUCACUCAGGGCUCUCUCAUCCCCCUAUCUUGCUCUCUAUCGUUUUCUCUUUCUUUCUCU